AUGCGGUACGAAGCUAAAAUGAUGCCGAUGUUCCUGACAGUAUACCUCAGUAACAAUGACCAGCAUUUUACUGAGGUCCCUGUUACCCCGGAGACGCUGUGCCGGGACGUGGUGGACUUGUGCAAGGAGCCGGGGGAGGCAGACUGUCAUCUGUCUGAGAUGUGGCGAGGAUCUGAGCGACCCGUAGGUGACGGGGAGAGGAUGCUGGAUGUGCUCCAGCGAUGGGGACAACACCGGGCCGAGGUGCGGUUCUUUCUGCGUCACAAUCGAGCGCCGGGCAGGGAGUCUGGUGGGUCGAGAGCCUCGGAGCAGAAGAGGAAUGGAGUGAAGGGUCCUCCAGAGAGAAGAAUGGAGAACGGGGUGGCGACCCCCCGGAUGGACAUGACGCUGGCCGAACUACAAGACAUGGCUGCCAGACAGCAGCAGCAAAUAGAAACGCAGCAGCAGCUCCUCGCUUCCAAGGAGCAGCGGCUGCGCUACCUGAAGCAGCAGGAGCAGCGGCAGCAGCAGCAAGCCUCCGAGCAGGAAAAGCUGCAGCGCCUCCGAGAGAACAUUGAGAACCAGGAGACCCGGCUCAAAAAGGUCCGGGCCCUCAAGGGCCAGGUGGAGCAGAAACGCCUCAGCAAUGGCAAACUGGUGGAAGAGAUAGAGCAGAUGAACAACCUGUUCCAGCAGAAGCAGAGAGAGCUUGUGAUGGCUGCUUCUAAGGUGGAGGAACUUGGCCGUCAACUGGAGUUGCUCAAAACUGGAAAAAUGGAAAACUUUCAUGACAACCAGAGCUCUGUGGCUGAGCUGGACCGACUCUAUAAGGAGCUGCAGCUGAGGAAUAAGCUCAACCAGGACCAAAACUCUAAGUUACAGCAGCAGAGGGAGGGCCUGAACAAACGCAACAUGGAGGUGGCUGCGAUGGACAAACGGAUCAGUGAGCUCCGGGAUCGGUUGUGGAAGAAGAAGGCAGCGCUGCAGCAAAAAGAGAACUUGCCUCCUCAGAUUCCCCAGCAUUCAGAGCUCGCCCAUACCAACAAUGGCUAUCCUGGUAAAGAGAGGGCUGCAAAAGACACUCAUCUUCAGGUUCCCUCUGAUGGUCAAGCCGGACCGCAGUCAGGUCCGUCUCGUGUGGCGGCGGUCGGCCCGUACAUCCAGUCGUCCACCAUGCCCAGGGGCCCAGUGAGACACGACCUGCUAGUGAAGCCGGCCCACCCAGACGGCACCGCCACCCUUCCAGCCACAGAGCCACAGAGCAAGGCCGGCACAGGCCUUCAGCCGUCCAAGCUGGCAGACUGGGCCUCUCCAGGUCCAGAAUCCAACGGUCAUGCUCCGUCUUCAACGCUGCCACGAAUGACAUCUCACUCCAACUCUAACGCAGAACAAGAUGAAACUGAACCGAAGAGAGACAGGAAGGUUCGCCCAUUUUCCAUGUUUGAGCCAACGGAGGUUCCCGCCGCUUCCCUCCGCAAAAACCAGAGCAGUGAUGACCUGGUCAGGGACGCUCAGGCUGCUCCCAAAGCUCCAGUCAAGGUGCCUCCUCCCGUUCCCACCAAACCAAAAGGCCCUGGUAUCGUGCCCUACGGAAAACCGGGUCUCAACACGGGCACCUUCCCCAAAACCAAGCCCCAAAGCCAGCAGCCCCAGGCUCCACAGGGCCGCGGCCCUCUCCCGCCCUCACAGAGCCAGACACUCCCCUUGCCCUCCAAGCAGGACACUCCACCCGCAGCCACCGUUCGGCCCUUCACCCCAGAGCUGCCCUCCUCCAAAGACGCCAGCAUGAGCAAGCCCCAGACCGUUGCGGCCAGCUCCAUUUACUCCAUGUACACCCAGCAGGCUGGCUCAGCGAAGCCCUUCCACCAGCCGGGUCUGCAGGGAACGCUCAACAGGUCCCAGAGCCGCACCAAUGGCUUUGUCAGUGUGUAUGGUAAACCAGUGAUCCCCGGUGGAGGCGCCGUACACCCAGAGAACCCUUACAUGGACCGGCGCUCCCCCGGCUUUGAAUCCGAGGUCGACAACAGUGUGCCCAACAACGUGGGGCCCGGCCCCUCUGAGGGUCCCCAAACAGAAACGGAACGCAUCCCCCGGCCCCUGAGCCCCACCAAGCUGCUUCCAUUCAUUUCCAAUCCCUACAGGCAUCAGAGUGAUGGCGACCUGGAGGCCUUGAGGAAGAAGCUCUACAAUGCUCCAAGGCCCUUGAAGAAACGCAGCUCCAUCACUGAACCAGAGGGUCCCGCGGGGCCCAACAUUCAAAAACUCCUCUACCAGAAGACCACACUGGCAGCCAUGGAGACCGUGACUACACCAACCACUUCACCCUACGCCGGUGAAGCAGAGACCGCCACGGAGGGAUCCUCGAGGCAACACGUCCCGAGCCAGCUGAGUGGUGCAGAGAACCACCCGGCAGAGGCGGGACAGACUACGGAGGGAGGCCCGCCCCUGUCUCAUGUCCCGGGCCCCAAAGUCCCCGCCCCGGGCCCCGCCGAACAGCCCAAACCCGCAUCGGCCAUACGCGAGAGCGAGGACAUCAUCCCCCCUCCUCCCCCGUCCCACCCGGCCCCCAGGCCGGAUGAUGCCCUUUUCCCGCCGCCACCCCUGGCCGGCUUGGAGGACGCAAUGGCCAUCCUGCCCCCUCCACCACCAGAAAGCUUCCUGGAGGAGUUCCCCCCCUACCCACCACCCCCCUACCCCAGUGGGGCAGAGCAAGAGAGCUUGGGAGAGGACACCUUUAACAUGAAGGCGCCCGAGGUCACCGGUCAGGUCACGCUGCCCCCGGGAAAGAGGACCAAUUUGCGCAAGCUGGGCUCUGAGCGCAUCGAUCACAGCAUGAGAGUGAAGUUCAACCCUCUGGCUCUGCUGCUGGACUCGUCUCUGGAGGGAGAGUUCGACCUGGUCCAGAGAAUCAUCUAUGAAGUAGAAGACCCCAGUCUUCCCAACGAUGAAGGAAUCACCGCCCUACACAAUGCGGUCUGUGCCGGACACACGGAGAUCGUCAAGUUUCUGGUUCAGUUUGGUGUCAAUGUCAACGCUGCUGACAGUGACGGCUGGACACCUCUCCACUGUGCUGCCUCUUGUAACAAUGUGCAAGUGUGCAAGUUCCUGGUGGAGUCUGGUGCUGCAGUGUUUGCUAUGACUUACAGUGACAUGCAAACGGCGGCUGAUAAAUGUGAAGAGAUGGAGGAGGGCUACACCCAGUGCUCCCAGUUCCUCUAUGGUGUGCAAGAGAAGAUGGGCAUCAUGAACAGGGGCGUGGUCUACGGCCUGUGGGACUACAACGGGGUAAACCCUGAUGAACUGGUGUUCCGCGAGGGAGACUGCAUGACCAUCGUCCGAAGGGAGGACGAGGACGAGAUAGAAUGGUGGUGGGCGCGCAUGGGGGACACUGAGGGGUACAUUCCGCGCAACCUGCUAGGGCUCUAUCCCCGAAUAAAGCCAAGACAGAGAACCCUGGCUUGAAGCGAUGCGCAUUUCCAGUGUGCCACAACUCUCCAAAACACCAUCAGACACACACAUGUGCACACACAGAUACAUGCACACACGACACACACAGGCUUUAAUGGACCAAGGAAGAGAAAGACACCACUACAAUGAAGAGACGGAGACACACCAAACAAUAUGAAGGAUCAACUAUGAACUCUUGUUAGCACUUUUUUUCUGUAUCUACGACUGAGGGAUUCUCCUUCACUUAUUUUUCCAGGCUACACUGUGUACUAUGUACUUAAAGACAGUAUUGAGACUGUUUUCCUUUAUUCCACUGUUUUUCAUGUCUAUGUAAUGAGAAUAUGAAAGUAUUUCUUAACUGACAGAGACACAAAUGUUGGAAUAUCAUUGGAUCGAGCGGCAUUCUUAUUGCGAGACAUUUUUACACUUUUGAAUAGUCUUUUAAAAACUUCUUUGGGGGGGUCUACAUUGCAUAAGGUGAACAAGUGGAUGAUGAAGAUGCUUUUAAGAAUACUCUGUUACCAUGACAAUCGUUGGGACCCCUGUCGUCAUCUGUUUUGUGCGCCUCUUUAUUACACCACUGCAGGCGUAAAGUUACCGUUGUGACCAUCGCCGUUCUGACUCAACAAAAGGAAAAUGAGAUGAUUCGAUGAAGCUUUUGAUUGAUCGAUUGCUGUUGAUUCAAUGAUACCCAGAAAGCCCUUCUGCUUUCAUGCAUUGUGUUUGGGAUGCCAUAGACAGUGUGUAUACAUGUAUAUCCGUCAUAAAAACUAGUGAAACGUUACUGUAAGAAUUAUAUUGCAAUGAAAAUUGACUUUCAACCUCUUUUAGAAACCCUUCCACCAGGAAGGAGAUGUCAUGCAGUAUGAAAAAUAAUAUUUUAUUACAACCAUUUUAUGGCUAUUUGUAAUGAUCAGUAAGCAAAGAUGAUGCUAAAUCCUAGUCAGGAUCGAUUUUUCUCAAGUUAAAUAAAGAAAAAAAGAGGGAACUUCUCAACCCAUCACUUAUCUGUCAUUGCAGAUGUAUUUAUUUUUGUUACUUAUUUCUUUUAGCCCUUUAUGUCCGUACUAUAAUCACAAAUAUAUUGUAGUAUUUCAAGAAUUUACAAUAAAAUACUUUGUACUAAG
Gasterosteus aculeatus aculeatus (three-spined stickleback) is the source of this 4553-nucleotide messenger RNA. The record is from RefSeq and is a predicted model, not a curated record. NCBI's taxonomy places the organism in Eukaryota, Metazoa, Chordata, Actinopteri, Perciformes, Gasterosteidae.